Molecule: messenger RNA, 750 nt
Organism: Dentiscutata erythropus
Lineage: Eukaryota; Fungi; Glomeromycota; Glomeromycetes; Diversisporales; Gigasporaceae
Source: the annotation of a GenBank genome assembly
AUGACCCAAUCUGAGCUUUUAGAGAAUUUGGACGGCCCCAUCCUUUUUCAGCCAAAGGCUGAAAAAGAUAAAAUGAAAGGACAAGUAAUUUGCUACUCUGGUGAAAAUUACUUGACGGAUAUUCCAACCCGUGAUGAUUUAGUCACAGAAAACAAUGAAGGAUUAAUGGCAAUUCUUGAAGAUGCUUUAUCUAAGCAUCAAGAUAUUCCAUUUAUGGCCAUUGAUGUGGAAGAGUCCACUAAAUUCACAAAUAGUCAAGCCUGGUAUGUAUUGCGUCUCUAUAGCCCUCUCAUCAAUGGUCAGAAAGCAGCAGUAUCAAUUAUAGGAAUUCAAGUAUUCUUUGAUAUUCUCAUACCAGAUAAGGAAUCUACAGAUGCGUUUGAGGCAAAAAUAAGAGGCAUCCUCUUCAAUGCGAUAAAAUCGUUUAAAAUAGAGCAUAUAAAGGCAUUUUCAUUUCAUGGUUAUCAUGUGGAAAAAAAGUUAUAUUUGUGCAUUUACACAGUUAAUACUAAGCAAAAGAAAAUGGCUAUGAAAGCUGUUCAAAAGAAAAAGUACAUAACUGCCUCAGAUGAUCAAUUCACAUAUUAUCGCAAAAUGGCUUGUGAGUAUGGAAUUUCACUAUCAGGAUGGUCUACAAUAAACGAAAUUGAUACUAAAGCUUUGGCAUAUGCCCAAAAGCGUGAAGGAAGAUGCUUAGCUAAAGUUAGUCCUAAUACAUAUUUAUGGGCAUGUAAGAAAAAACAUCAAUAG